AUGGAUUUCAACGCCAAAUCCGACUUGGAGGGCGCCGAUCCUAGGUGCAGACUCUGCUCCUGGUUCCGUACAAGAGUUCGUGGCGGCUGGUUCUGCAACAGGUGCGAAGCCCCCUUUCAGCAUCGUUCACUGGUUAUCGAGGAUACUUCGGCAGACAGGAGUGUUACAUCCACAAACACCAUGUCUGGAGAUGAAAACUCCAGCAUGCAAGAAAUGGACGUUGAGGUAUCCACUGGUUCCCACUCCAUAAACGCGGGGGACGAGGAUGGUAUUCCAAGCCAGCAUUACCUGAAUGGCGACGGGGGUAGCCAGACUCAAGACAACGAGGGCUCUAUGUCUCUGGUCUCGCAUAUCGUUGCUUCCCGGGACAGUAGCAACAUGGUUGACGAUUCGGAUUUCGAGAGAAUCGCCCUCUGCUCGGAGGGAGCUGGCUCCAAAGAAAGCCCGGAAGUAAUGGGCCAGGAUGAAAUUGACGAGGAGACCACCCAAGGAGCGACACAGCUGUGGGUGCUCGGUCAAACCCCAGUAGGAAUGGGUCAGAGGUCGAACGAAUUUCAAAACGCCUUGGGCCUGCUCGACAGAUACAACAUGAUCCCUCGUACCCACUUGGAUAACCCCGUGGCAGAAUUGGAGCUCGACUUCUCAGAUGAAAUGGAUAUCGAUAAGUAA
This is a messenger RNA of Fusarium sp. VM40, 669 nucleotides long. The record is from the annotation of a GenBank genome assembly. Lineage: Eukaryota; Fungi; Ascomycota; Sordariomycetes; Hypocreales; Nectriaceae.